AUUAUUUGUUUUCUUUUUAGCAAAGCCAAGCUUGUGUAAUGUGUCUCAUCCUAGCAUGCUCUAGAAUGACUCAGGAAGAACAGGUGGCAGAAUGGGCAACUCGAGCAUUUCUGUUGUAUGGGGGAGAACCUUGUAUAUCGUUUCCUGUACCCACUAAUCCUAGUUCCUUGAUGAUUCCUCCCAGCUCUCCUGCACCUACCUUUGGUCCAUCAACUGUUCCAGCUUGGUCAAGCACCCCUGCAGUAGGUCACCAUCCUGGUACAACUUUUUCUGUCCCUGGUUCAGGUAUUCCAUACAGUCCAGUAGUCUCUCUAAACCAGACAUAUGGUCUUCCUUCACAAGAACAGCAGUCAAUGUUAACACAACAACAGCUUCCAAGUGGUGGACCAGAAAUGGUUUACUCCGGUAAACAUAAUGGUCUCUAUCUUUAUCUUUCAAGGAUAUUAAGGUAAUGA
Messenger RNA from Limulus polyphemus (Atlantic horseshoe crab), 455 nucleotides. RefSeq names its product nuclear pore complex protein Nup155-like. Gene Ontology annotation, molecular function: structural constituent of nuclear pore. Bases 39 to 452 code for a protein of 137 amino acids. Lineage: Eukaryota; Metazoa; Arthropoda; Merostomata; Xiphosura; Limulidae. The transcript has 4 exons. Gene Ontology annotation, biological process: transcription-dependent tethering of RNA polymerase II gene DNA at nuclear periphery; protein import into nucleus; protein localization to nuclear inner membrane. The record is from RefSeq and is a predicted model, not a curated record. Gene Ontology annotation, cellular component: nuclear pore; nuclear pore inner ring.